UAAGUAUGAAACAAUACUCGUAAAAGUGUAAAAUAAAUAUAUAGAUAUUGCAAAUCAAUUAUUUAUAAAAUCCGACAGGUAGAAGAUCCCUAUCGUCUAUCGUUAUCAGUUCCAACUAAAUGUUACCUACUUAUCACCACUAUCUAUUCAACCUGUAUUAUUUUUAUCUCAUUCGUACACAACCCAUAGCUGAAGUCCAAACGAUGUGAUUAAGUGAAUUUUUGAACACGCCUAGUUUGUAGUUUAGAUUUUAAAAUUCUUCAGUCAGUUUUAUUUGUUAAUGUUAUAAGUAUAAUGAGUUCGACUGUAGUGUAUCUAAUUGUUUUUGUUGUUAGUGUUGUUACAGUGGUAUGUGAUCAUUUAAGCGACUCCCUGUUAGAGCAAUUAAUGGCAAUCAAUAGUUAUACAAAAUGCAGAGUAGAUGCAGAUUGUGCUAAGAUCAGCGACCAUACUUUUUGUUUUGGCAACGAUGCAGACAAAGAUGGAUACUGUAGGUGUAAAGAAAAUUACGACAUGGUUAGCAGAAAUAAAACAUUUUUCGCUUGUUUGGGACGCGCUUCAGUAAUGUUGGGGUGUACUACACCCCACCUGUCGGAUACCGGGUUAAAAAGCAUUGGACCGAAAUUUUACGCAACCGCCGGAUUAGGAGAAAAAUGUGAAAAAAAUAUGCAGUGUCAAAUUGUAUUAACUGAAAACUCAGAAUGUGCAAAUUCGGUGUGUCGCUGUAAAAAUGGAGCUCAUCUUUAUAAAGACGGAAGAUGUUAUGUUUCAGUGUUACUAGGAGACUUUUGCAGAGGCAGUGCUAAUUGUUGGUUAGCCUCAAACCAGUUCGGUAAUUGCGUAUAUGGAAAAUGUACUUGCAAAUUUGAUAACGAAGUACCAGGAACAGAUAGAAUGAGCUGCGUGCACGGUAAAAAGAUAGGAGAACAGUGUGAAAGUGACAACCAGUGCUCUCUAACCGAAAAUACCCAAUGUAAAACUGUUUGUCGAUGCUCUCCUGGUUUUGUGAUGUCACGUGACCAGACAAGGUGUCUAAAGGCUGCUACAAGAUUCAAUGACGUUUGCCUUGAAAAUGAUCAGUGCUCAGCUAGUCUACAAGGAAGCAUUUGCCUCAGUAAUAACUGUACAUGCGAUAUUGGUUUUCAUAGCCUUGACUUAAAAUGUGUGAAAACUGCAUCUUUCGGUGGACCCUGCUCUAACAGCGAGGAAUGUGUUAGGGAUUCCUCCCAUUUAGAAGUAAUACAUUGCAAUAAUGGAGAGUGUCAAUGCAAACCUGGUGCAGUUAAUGAGACGUUAGGGUGUACUAAUAGAUCCAAUUUUAUAGUACAAAAUAGUUUUGUUGUUAUUUUACUAGGUUUAGUUUUAAAAUUUUUGUGAUUUGAACAGUAAAAUCUGUUUUUAAAA
This is a messenger RNA of Diabrotica virgifera virgifera (western corn rootworm), 1404 nucleotides long. RefSeq names its product prion-like-(Q/N-rich) domain-bearing protein 25. Lineage: Eukaryota; Metazoa; Arthropoda; Insecta; Coleoptera; Chrysomelidae. Bases 295 to 1377 code for a protein of 360 amino acids. The transcript is spliced from 6 exons. The record is from RefSeq and is a predicted model, not a curated record.